Molecule: messenger RNA, 330 nt
Organism: Juglans microcarpa x Juglans regia
Lineage: Eukaryota; Viridiplantae; Streptophyta; Magnoliopsida; Fagales; Juglandaceae
Exons: 1
Coding region: 1-330 (109 amino acids)
Source: RefSeq, a predicted model, not a curated record
AUGACCACUCGCUCAAAGCAUAACAUCACUAAAACCAAAACAUGUACAAAUGGCACCAUCAGAUAUCCUUUCCCAAAAGCCCUAAUUGCUGAAACCGAUUCUCUAAUGGUUGAACCAUCGUGUUACACCAACGCGGCCAAGCAUCCUCAAUGGAGACAUGCUAUGAACCAGGAAUUUGAUGCAUUACUCAGAAAUGGUACCUGGAUUCUUGUACCUCCCACCGAUGCUCGAAAUGUAAUUGGGUCAAAAUGGGUCUAUCAGAUAAACAGGAAAGCAAAUGGCGAUGUGGAACGCUACAAGGCAUGUCUAGUAGUCAAAAUGCCUCAGUAA